GCAUGCGCGUGGGACGGAGAGAAGGAAGAUGGCGUCUCCGAGUUUCCCCACGCCGCUGCAUGGGCACGUGGGCCGCGGCGCCUUCAGCAAUGUGUACGAGCCCGCGGAGGAUACGUUCCUGCUGCUGGACGCGCUCGAGGCAGCAGCGGCCGAGCUGAAGGGAGUGGAAAUAUGCCUUGAAGUAGGUUCAGGGUCUGGAGUGGUAUCUGCAUUCCUAGCCUCUAUGAUAGGUCCUCAAGCUUUGUACAUGUGCACUGACAUCCACCCUGAGGCAGCAGCUUGCACUCUGGAGACGGCACACUGUAACAAAGUCCACAUUCAGCCAGUAAUUACAGACUUGGUCAAAGGCUUACUACCAAGAUUGAAGGAAAAAGUUGAUCUUCUGGUGUUUAAUCCCCCCUAUGUAGUGACUCCACCGGAAGAGGUAGGAAGUCAUGGAGUAGAAGCCAUUUGGGCUGGUGGCAGAAAUGGUCGGGAAGUCAUGGACCGAUUCUUCCCACUGGCUCCAGACCUUUUGUCACCAAGAGGAUUAUUCUAUCUGGUUACCAUUAAAGAAAACAAUCCAGAAGAAAUUUUGAAAACAAUGAUGACAAGAGGUCUGCAAGGGACUAUUGCACUUUCCAGACAAGCAGGCCAAGAACUCCUCUCAGUCCUGAAGUUUACCAAGUCCUAACUUACUGUGUGUGCUGUGUAUUAUGCUGGAUUGUAUAUAUUGAUAAUAUAUAUUAUAUUGAAUAUAUAUGUGAAUAUAUAUAGAGAGACAAGCUGAAUGUAUUUGGCAUAUUUUGAAAAUGAGGUCAUUUCUUCGUUAACAAGUGAAAUUGUCAGGUUAUAUAGAAAAAGGUGGGAAGGGCAUUGCAUUCCCUUUUCCCCAGGUAAUCAAGCCUACAGAAAUAGUUGAGUAAGUGCUAGUAAAUGCAUUUAGAAUAUAUAUUAUUUGCAUUUUACGUAUAAAACCUGAACAUAAGUGAUGUAUCCAGUCACUAAACAUGAGUCAGGUCUGAAGGUGUUCCUAAUGUACUACUGAGGGAAAAAAGCAAGUUCAAAACAGUAUGAUCUUGUAUGUAUAAUUUUGAAACCCAGCAGAGAGGGUGUGUGUGUAUGUGAACAUCGGAACAUCUCAGAAGGUACAUGGCAGGAGGGAACGCGGGACUUUUGCUCUUUUAUGGUAGCAUUUGCACAAUGAUAACAUAUGACUUGUAUAAUUUUAAAAAGGUUUUCAUUUAAAAAUUUUUUUAAUUUA
This is a messenger RNA of Leptonychotes weddellii (Weddell seal), 1243 nucleotides long. It is a transcript of the gene HEMK2, whose product is annotated as HemK methyltransferase 2, ETF1 glutamine and histone H4 lysine. The record is from RefSeq and is a predicted model, not a curated record. Gene Ontology annotation, molecular function: nucleic acid binding; protein methyltransferase activity; S-adenosylmethionine-dependent methyltransferase activity. Gene Ontology annotation, biological process: methylation. Lineage: Eukaryota; Metazoa; Chordata; Mammalia; Carnivora; Phocidae. Gene Ontology annotation, cellular component: eRF1 methyltransferase complex.